UAGUUUCCUCUCAGCACCGUUCAACAGCAGCCUUGGAGGAUUAGUUGUUGUUCUCUUUAAAGUAGGGAGUGUUUAUGUUCUGCUGUGUGGGAAAACAUUGUUUUUUUUUUAAACAGAAGGACACCAGGGAAAUGACAGGGGAUUUUCUGCAAAUGGAACUGAGAAGGACACUGGCGAAGAGCAUGUUGUGGAUUUUAUGUUGUUUGGCAUUAGGUGCUGAACCUGUUUAACAUGACUCACAGAUCGACAGCGUCAAAGACUAGAAGUGAUAACCAUUUGAGCAUAAAGGACUCGGAAUCCUUUGACACCUACAUACAGAACACGCUUUCAGCCCUUUACCCGCCAUUCGAAGUCACUGCAGCCACUGUCCUGUGGCAGCUGUUCCACGUGGUGGAGAAGUCGUACCAAGGGGAUGGACUCCGCUGCCUAAUCGACUUCCUGGUUCCCGCCAAGAGGAUCCUUCAGCGCAUUCAGCAGGACACAUGUGCCAGGUAUGCGGGCGUCAUCUUCCGUCAUGAAGGCUGGCCGUUGUGUGUCCAUGAAAAGGUGGUGGUGCAGUUAACAUCUCUCCAUAAGGUCCCUCUCAAGGCUGGAGACUUUUACAUUCAGGUUGCACCACAGGGGAACCAAUCCGCGAAACUGGUGCUGAAAUGCCUUUCCGCAAAUGGGCAGUCAGUGGAAGAGGUCCUUGUUCCCGAGGAUGUCUAUGCAAAGCUCUUCACCGCGGAGUUUCUGGAGAAUGUGAGCCGUGAGCGUGAGUUUUCCCUGCACAGCUGCCUUUUAACGAGCGGCACGCUUGUCCUCCGCGUGCGCUGGGAGAACGUCAUUAACCCUGUGUUUGUCAACAGGCCCAAAACCGAGCCGGCUAACUCACAUUCCGGCACAAACCGCCGCGACCAGAUCGCGGCCGCCACGGAGAAGAUGCCGCAAAUGACAAAAAGCAGCAACCUGCCGGAUCACUGCAGUCCCACUGAAGCAGUGGUUCCAAUGGAAAAAACAGCAAUUUCGGAGGGUAACAUGGAGUGUGGGAUCCAGCUGUCCGAGAACAUGCAACCUUUUGGAACUUGCAUCAAACAGGAAGCUGCCAAGGGGUUGAAGGAAGGAGACAACUCAUUGUUUUGCCCAAGUUUUGACAGCACUGACAUAAUCCCUUUACUGAGUUUAGCUCAACCCACUCCACUUCCUGAUGAGGCCCCGACAGUUAACAAUGAAGUGUUGGUGGUUCCCAGCCCUGAGGCCAGGGUUACUACGAAAGUUUUAACCUUUGCCACAGACUUGAGUAGCCCUUGUCAAAAGAGGAAGCAGCGGCGAGACUCAAUGUACCUCGAAACAAGACGCUUGUUUAGGAAGUCGUACAUGGAGGCUUUACAGAAUCCGAUGCCACUGGGCUUCAACUCCGAGGGGUCGAUAGCUGAGGAGGUGUUGGAGCAUAAAACUGAGGUGAUCACUAAUGGAAACUUAAGGAUAUUUACCAAGAGACACAGUGAAAAGAUGAACCAAAAGCAGGAUCCACAUGUCAGCGGCUCGGAAAGUAAAGUAGUGACCGAAGGGGAUAAAUGCACCCAGAUCUGCCAAGACCCAGUUGGGCCUGUCACAUUGCAAGAUCAAUCCUCCACUCGAAUAUGUCGCAGAAGAUCCAAGUCUUUGGACAUGGCAUAUAAGAGCUUUCAGGAUAAAGCUUUAAAGACGCGAUUCUCUUCCGGUGAUUCCUCAAGAAAAAAGGUAUCAAAUGGCCAUGCGGUAGAAAUGGAUAAGUUGUCUCCUGACUCGUAUCUUACCGAUGGUGGAAGCACCCCCAAGACUCCAGCAGGUUGCUCUCAGAGCGGUGUGGCUGGGACAGACAGGAGGGGCAGCUGCCACUCGGAUUUAACCCAGACGCUGGAGACCACAGAGACCACCCCCUCACCAGCGUGCCCUCAAACCACAGUGCAGUUCCAACGCAACGCCCAAGUCUGCAGCAGCCUCCCUGCCACGGCUGCAGAGGUGAACCUGGACCUGUUGCAUUCGGGGAUCGCUCAGUUACCAGGGAACAGAGACAAAGUUGGCCGAGCUGUGAUCCAGAUCUGGACACACAACAUAAUCUGGUUGAAUCAAAGUUACCCCAGCAUGGAACUGACCAAUCUACUGGGGUAUUACUUCACCAUUCCCAGGUAAGGAAACUGUGGGGGAU
Messenger RNA from Leucoraja erinaceus (little skate), 2170 nucleotides. RefSeq lists its product as uncharacterized. The coding region runs from base 232 to 2154 and encodes 640 amino acids. The record is from RefSeq and is a predicted model, not a curated record. NCBI's taxonomy places the organism in Eukaryota, Metazoa, Chordata, Chondrichthyes, Rajiformes, Rajidae. The transcript has 5 exons.